GAGCGGUCCAAGGCGCCAGACUCAAGGAAGCCUACUAGGCAACCCUUCUCUUGCAUAGCAAAGAGAGUCUUCUGGUCUCGAAAGGGGCGCGAGUUCGAAUCUCGCUCUUGUCAGUUUCUUUUUUGGCAACUUUUUUUGCAACUUACCAUGUAGAGUGUCGAGAAUAAAUUAAAUCAUAGAUAUAUUUUUACCAAAUCAUUUAAAACAAAACCAUCCUAUGUUGCACAGAACAAAUGACAUUGUUAUCGAUAAGUCCGAAAUCGUCAUUGUUAUUCUGCCCGUGAUGCCAGUCAUGUGAUCCCCGCGCGUCUCUACGACCACCACCAUCAUUGCAAUAGCUUCAGAACUCAACACAUUUCCUAUCCCCAAUACUCACACUCCCAUCUAAUCAUCUACCCAAGACCAAUUCCACCCACCUAAAUCAAAAUGGCCUCCUUCACCUCCACCCUCCGCCCUAUGCUGCGUGCUACCUCCGCCUCCGGCCUCUCCGCGCGCACCUUCAGCUCUUCCUCCUCGCGCUCUGUCGCCCGUAUGAUCAUCACUGGCCGUCUUGCCAACGACCCCGAGCUGCAGGCUACCUCGUCCGGUCAGGAGAUCAUCAAAUACUCCGUUGCUUCCACCCAGCCUGGCCGGGAUAACAAGCCGGCUAGCUUUUUCCGCAUUGCGAGCUUCCAGCCUGAGGGGGCCCAGCGGGACUUCCUUCUCAACUUGCCGAAGGGAACCCUCGUCUACCUUGAAGGUGACGCUAGCAUUCGCCAGUGGGAAGAUGCAGACGGCAAGAGGAACUCGGCUCUGAACAUCGUUCAGCGCAGCAUCGAGGUCCUCAAGCGUCCCUUCAACCCGGACGGCAACAACUCCGAGCAAUAGAUAACAAGGACGGAACAAACACUAUAAUGUUAACUAAUGGAUUGUUGUUUGAUUGAUAUCGACUGUUUGGUGUUAGACUCGAAGGAGUUGUUUAUCACCCUGCUAUUUCUUGUCAUGUAUUGUACUGUACAAGUAUACCCUUGAAUACAUUUUCCCACUCAAUUAUUUUUAUCUAAAUUUUAUUUUCGGGGGAAUUGGGCCGUUCUAAAGGCAAAGAGAGAUCUGUUGGGCAUUGGCAAUGGCAUUUGGCGUCACGGUGUCGAUUUUCUAGUCAUCAGGCUCGAUACUUAUAUGCUUGGAUAAAGACUAUUACGUGGAUAGUGCUUGGGAUUGUUUGUUCAGCUGUCAGGUAUAAGGCCAUGAAUAGACUCAAUAUUAUUAAAAUUAUAACGAACAAAAUAUCUGAGACUG
Messenger RNA from Aspergillus wentii DTO 134E9, 1278 nucleotides. RefSeq names its product single-stranded DNA-binding protein. Gene Ontology annotation, molecular function: single-stranded DNA binding. Gene Ontology annotation, cellular component: mitochondrial nucleoid. Bases 427 to 867 code for a protein of 146 amino acids. The record is from RefSeq and is a predicted model, not a curated record. The transcript is spliced from 3 exons. Gene Ontology annotation, biological process: mitochondrial DNA replication; positive regulation of helicase activity. Lineage: Eukaryota; Fungi; Ascomycota; Eurotiomycetes; Eurotiales; Aspergillaceae.